This is a messenger RNA of Alternaria burnsii, 198 nucleotides long. RefSeq lists its product as uncharacterized. The transcript has a single exon. The annotation marks the transcript as partial. Lineage: Eukaryota; Fungi; Ascomycota; Dothideomycetes; Pleosporales; Pleosporaceae. The record is from RefSeq and is a predicted model, not a curated record.
ACAUCGCCCGUUAGGUGCCAGCUUUUGAAGCAACCAACGCACCCAUCGAGAUGCAGUAUCGCCUCGCACGCAUGUGUGGUAGCACGGGAGUCACCGCACUUUGAGCCAUGUGGCUGUUUGUGCCAUGGUGGUGCAAGCCCCGAUCCAACGGUGUGGGAUAUCAUCGGUGAGCAGAAAGCAGGGCGAAGGUACAAGUAG